This is a messenger RNA of Lepisosteus oculatus (spotted gar), 5436 nucleotides long. NCBI's taxonomy places the organism in Eukaryota, Metazoa, Chordata, Actinopteri, Semionotiformes, Lepisosteidae. The record is from RefSeq and is a predicted model, not a curated record.
AUGGCCAAGCAGUCACCUGGUGGAAAUACAGCAUUAGGUACGAUAUUAUUUAAAGUCACAGCCACAGAUGAAGACAGUGGGCUGGCAGGUGUCGUGAGCUACAGUAUUGAUGAGGUUGUGCCGGAUGAUUCAUCUCUGUUUAAAAUAAACAGAUCUGGUGAAGUCCUACUGAAUGGAUUUUUGAACUAUGCCAACAAAAGUACUUUCUAUCAGCUAACAAUUAAUGCAUCGGAUGGCGGAGGUGAACUUUAUGGUCAGGCUGUUGUUCAGAGCACCAGUGCAUUUGCCUUCAUUACCAUUGAGGAUGUCGCUGAUCUGGAUCCAGACUUCUUAAACCUGCCUUAUCAGACCUCUGUGAAGGAACACACUCCUGUGGGCACCUCAGUGUUUAAAGUACAAGCUGUGGAUGGUGACAGAGGAAUCAAAGACAAAAUCUUUUAUAGCAUUAAGGAGACCAAUGCCCCUGGAUUGUUUGACAUUGACAGAAACAAUGGUGUUAUAACUGUGAAGGGUGAAAUUGAUAGGGAAGCAUUAUUGAACAUAACUGCUACUGUCAAUCUGCAGGUCAUGGCCGAAGAGGAAAACCCUAACAUUCAUGGGCAAAAUGCUAUGACAUCUGCAGAAGUCAUCAUCAAGAUUCUGGACAUCAAUGACAACAAGCCCAAGUUUUACAACUGCAUGGAGAGCGAAUGUGACUUCAGUGACAGCUCUGUAGCAAACAGUUUCACUGGUGACAUACAAGAGCAUGCCUCUGGAGGUGUCCCUGUCGCCAACAUGACCAUUACUGUCCGGGACCAGGAUGAGGGAAACAAUGCCAAAUUCAACUUGCGCCUGGAGGGAGAGGACAAAGAUGCAUUUUCCGUCUCACCCACCACUGCCAUGAGCAGUGCCCAGGUUCAGAUUCUGGUCAAGAGCCCUAGUGAAGUCAACUACGAGAGCAAAACCAUGAUGAGAGUGGAGAUUGUUGCCAGUGACGUCGCAAACGAGACUUACUAUUGCUCCACCGCCACAGUGACUAUUGCUCUUAUCGACAUGAAUGAUAACAGGCCAGAGUUUAAACAAGAAACCUAUCAGCUGCAAGUGAAUGAAAAUAGUCCAAAUGGAAAAGCUCUGAUGACCAUAACGGCUUCAGAUCCAGACACAGCAGAUGAGGGCAAGAUUACCUACAGGCUCCUACCAGACAGCAUAUUGCCUUAUUUUGAAGUUGGGAAAGAAAGCGGCACCAUUUUUGUGAAGAAUUCCACGCUGCUCGACAGGGAAACACGUCCUAUUUAUUUUGCCACUUUGCAAGCAAUUGAUACCGCGAACAACACAGGAACUGCAGUGCUGGAGAUCACCCUCAUAGAUGAGAAUGAUGAAACACCAGAGAUGGCCAGGGAUUAUUACAUUGACUUUGUGGAGGAGGGAAAGGAUGGACACUUACAACUUCAAAUCCAGGCUUUUGAUAAGGAUGAGCCAGGGACUAACAACAGUGAGAUCCGCUAUAGAAUAGAACCGAGCGAAUUCAGUGACAACUUCACCAUCAACGAAAAAACAGGCAUGCUGGAAAACAACGGCCCUUUGGAUAGGGAAGCCAUUGACCCCUCAUUGAACGGGGCAAUAAAACUGAUCGUGACAGCUUACGAUUUAGGGUUCCCAUCUAUGUCUUCCUCAGUGAAUGUAACCAUCAAUGUUGAGGAUAUCAAUGACAACAAACCAGUGUUUGCACCAGAUACGUAUGAUUUCUCAGUAAACGAAACUGAGAAAGGUGCGUUUGUAGGUUUGGUGUUUGCUCAGGACGCUGACCAAACAGAAAUUCACAACCGCAUCUCAUUCAGCAUCACUGAUGGGAGCUUUGGAAAUUUCAUCAUUCGCACGUUCUAUGACAAAGAUCUCAAGCGUUACAGGGGAAAUAUCACAGUGGACCCCGACGUUGAGUUAAAUUUCGAAGCAGUGAAGAAUUACACUCUUACCGUUGAGGCGACAGACCUUGGUCUGCAGGAAGACCGUGCCAGAGUGAAAGUGAAAGUAUUGGAUGUAAAUGAUAAACCACCAACGUUUGAAGAUGGAUCCCUCAAAGACUUGGGUGUAAAAGAGAAUACGACUGGCCUGGGAGUGGUGAGGAACAUCACCGGCACUGAUGAGGACACCAAGCACUCGCUGGUUUAUCACCUUCUCUCCGUGAAGUGCCUGUGCAAUUUGAACGUCUCGGCAGACGACUGUGAAAAGGACUGGUUCCGUCUGGAGCUGAGCGGCUCCCUGUUGGUGAAUAAUGAUUUUGUGAUUGACUAUGAGCAGUGCCAUGAAGUGCAGAUGGAAAUCCAGGUGGUGGAUAUCUUAACAGAGAAAGGCGUGAAUCACAGCAGCCCAGGAAUACUGAAAAUCCACAUUAUUGACAUCAAUGACAAUGCUCCUCAGUUUAUUUCAUCGGAGACGCUGUUUGUUGUGGUUCCAGAAGUUGCUGCCAAGGACAGCGAAGUCGGCAGAGUCACUGCAAAAGAUCGGGACUCUGGAGAAAACAAAGUCAUUGUGUUUGACGUUCUGACAGUGGAGUUCAUUCACAGCAAUGGGGAUAAAGAAACCAUGAGCAAUCUUUUCUAUGCAGACACAGUGAAAGAAAUUGAAGACUAUGCUGGGAUCAUAAGGACUUCAAACACCUUGAACACUAACUUAAAAGGACGAUACUUAGUAACCGUAGGGGCCAAAGACAAAGGAGUCCCAUCCCUCAACACUUCCAUUCAGUUGGACGUGUACACAGUUGACAGUUCAUUCCGUGUUCAGUUGGAGUUUAGGUCAUCAAUACAAGAAAUUGAUGCGAACAUUGACACAAUUAAAGGGGUAAUGGUUUCAGCUACAAAAGCAACAGUUCAUAUUGUAAAAAUUGAAUCAAAAGAACAGGCACAAAGGGCUUCAGAAUUCACUGUUUUAGUGGCAUAUUUUGUGUAUCCAAAUGGCAGUGCUAUUAUUCCUAGCAACAUUAUCACGAUUCUUCAGGAAGACAGGACAGCGGUGGACGUGCUCUACAGAUAUGGCCUCCAGUACAUUGAAUCAGGAGAGAAGGAAAGUAAAGAGAUCGAUCCUGUGUACUAUGCUGUGGCUGGCUUGGCGGCUGGCUUCGUCAUCCUGCUAGUUAUCAUGAUCACGACACUUGUCUGCACUCAGAGGAGCUAUAAAAGAAAACUGAAGGCGGCCAACGCCGUGAAAUCAGCAGCAUUUAUGGGAGCAGACAACCGUCACACUGGGCAAGUGGUCCCAGGGACUAACAAAUACACCAUGGAAGGGGCUAAUCCAGUGCUAAAUUUGAACAUUGAUUCAGCUACAGAUUUAGGGUUUGAUGAAGAAGGCUCAAAUAUCGACAGAGUGAGUCUCGACUCCUUGGAUGAAAACCUUGACAUUAAUAUGAGCGAGAAAGAGAAUAUGCACAUGAUGAUGAUCCAAGAAGAGGAUGAAGAGAACCCUAACGAGCCUCAUUACAUUGAGCCUCUUGGAGCUGCCCUGGCUCAGCACAGAAAGAAGGACAACGGGGAGACUCACACUUUCACAAACCCCUCUCUGGACACCACAGAUCUGUGAGAGAGAGAAAGCCAGUAGCCGGUGAUGCAUCUCAAAGAAUGAACCAGAAUGUUGGGGCACGUCUUCACACUUUGCAAUUACCCCCCCCCUCCAUUAUUUUGAUUAAAACUCGAUUGAGAAGCUGCCUCUGAGAAAUCACGUUUGAAAGACAAUUGUGUCCAAAACGAAGCCUUUCAUGUCACCCCAGCGUACGCAACAGAAAAAAAAAAGGCAAAUUGUUUCUUGAUUUCUAUUUGAAUGACAUUUUUUUCCUUUUGUCAGGUAGACGGUCUGAAAAAAACAACAACGAGUUUUCUUCUUUGUCUUUUUUUAUAAGAAGAUAAAAGCUGAACCCUAUCUUACAGUUCUUCGUUGUUCAAAGCUUUGCUUUGGUCAUCAGUGGCACGACAACUCCGAUUGGCCUCGAACUGCAGUUGUACGAUUAUCCUCAGCUCUGACGUGAAAAAGAAACUGCAGGGAAAAUGUGUUAAUCUGCUCCAGCUGACAAAUCUGCUACAAAUAAUCGUAUGCCAAUAAUGUGCAGCAACUGACAAGUAUUGAUCUCAGUUAAAUGUCUUAUUAUAUAUAUAUAUUUAUGUACCUUAAUGUAUUUAUGCUGACGUAGAUGUAAUACAAGGCACAUGUAAAAUAUACUGUGCAGUACCCAGUUGUUGUGCCUCUUUACAGUUCACUACGUGUCCCUAACUUGUACAUCCAUCAUGUGAGAAAGCAUAACACAUUGCUCAGAAUUCUCCAUGUUCUGACAAUAACCUAAGACUGAAGUAUUUCAUUGUGCUCUGUGAGUACAGUUCACAAACACUCACUAUCAACGGGUGGUAGGCCUUCAGGAAAAAACAAAACUUGUGACCAAUUUGCAAAGUGUGUACUGUGUGUUUUACUUAAUGAAAGGAAAAUCAUGCUGUUUCGGAAUUUGGAACUCUUGAAUAAAUCAAAUUUCCCAUUUUAAUUUUUAACUUUUUUUUUUACCACAUAUGUACAUACAGUAGGUGCGCAUAUGCGCAUUUGAGAAUCAGUUUUUUUCUCCAAUUGUAGAAACUGUUCCAGUCCUAUUAUGAAUGUAUUAUGCAGUUCUCACUUCCAGAGAUAGUUUAUAUCUUUAUAUGAAUCUUUUAUGUGUUUAUAAUUGGUGUCUCUUGAAUAGUUUCAAGAUUAAAUUCUGUUUAGAUGGAAUUUCUGGUUGAUAAAGCAAGAGGGUAUCAGUAGUAAUGGACAGGUAUAGAGGGAUAUGUUUUAUAGGUCUGCACUCAGUCUAAAGGGGAAACCAUUAGGAAUUCAGUUUUUUAAAUGCGUAGUGGUAAAGGGAAGUACUAGAAAUGCUGCUGGCACUGACAAAGGACAGGCAAAUGGAGUUUUAAACCUCAGGGAUUACUCUUUAAGAUUUCAGCAUCAACUCUGCAUUGCAUGAUACAGUAGUUAAUCCUAUUACUGGCAGUGGCUGAAGUGUGUCAAAUCAAAAAUAUGUUAAAAUUAGAAAUACAGGAGAAAAUAUCUUGGGUAUUGGUGUAUCUUAAUGAAUGUAUGCUAAGUGCAAUCUUUCUUUAGUUAAAAAAUACUUUUUUUUAAAUCAUGCUGUCCCAGUAAUGAAAGGUACCAACAUGCACAUAAUGCCCUUGUUUAAUAAAAUCACUCUAAAAUGCUAAUGCAUUGUUGCAAGUGUACUGUCGAGAUGUAAAAUGAAGCAGUCACAUGUAGUUUUCCUUUGAAACCUACGUUCUUUUGUUGUAUUAUAUAUCUAUGUUAGGAAUGUUGUUUUACUGUAACAGAAUCAUUUCUUCUCCAUGUUGUCUGUAUGUUUUUGAUUCAUUAGAAUCAACAUCAGCAUGUAUACAGUAUACUUACUCUGCUUCAUAAAUGAACAACAUAAAGAUAUUCAUUUAACCUGUA